Messenger RNA from Monodelphis domestica (gray short-tailed opossum), 3797 nucleotides. It is a transcript of the gene MTCP1, whose product is annotated as mature T cell proliferation 1. Lineage: Eukaryota; Metazoa; Chordata; Mammalia; Didelphimorphia; Didelphidae. Gene Ontology annotation, molecular function: protein serine/threonine kinase activator activity. The record is from RefSeq and is a predicted model, not a curated record.
UCACUGAUCCCAACCCUGCAGCAGAGGUGGCUGCGGGGGCAGCAGCGCUUCGCCCGGCCUCCCUCCAGUCUUGCCUCUUUUUCCUAAGGCAGGCAGGCACUUUUCAUCUCUAGUGGUACCGAAAGAAGCCCUUUUGGUUCUUGGCUCGCCAGCUUAGCAAAGAUCCUAUGGCCCCUUUGUCACCAUCGGGGUCACUAAUGGUAACAUUUGCACCCACCGGCCCAGGCUGCCACCCCAAACUCCCCUCAGGCUUCCCUUCCUUAGCCAUGGAAAGCAAUUGGGCCACUUCUUCCCCAGCCAGCCCACACAUGCUGGGCAGGGGGCAGUUUGGCUUGGCCUCCUGUUUAGGCAUAUCCAGGAUGACAGUGCAAUCUAGUUGGCAGCUCAUGAUUCCACAGUUCUUUCUGGGUAUGUGUCCUCCAGGCAUAAAGCAAUCAAUUGGGGUGGACCAUUUCACUGGGGCAAUCUUUCUGGGUUCAAAGCCAGUGGCCAUUGGAAGCAGCUUUCUCAUUGCAAAGCAAACAAGGACAAAUCUGGGAAUUGGAAUGGAAAAGGAAGUCUUCCCCGGAGUCCUUUCAGUUUAAGUGACAGAACUCCAGCUAGAUGUCAGAAGAGCGCUGUGCCCCCUAUCAGAUGGGACUCUCAAUAUCCCCUCAAACAGUUAGGGAGGUCCCAGAAUAGCCCCUUUUUGCCUUAGGCCACAUCAUUCCUGAAUUUAUCUAACUUCUUCCUGCACCUCUUCAUUUUCAUCCUCUGCUUGGAGAGGCAACACAUACUAGGUUGGAGGAAUCCAGAAUCCUAGCCUCUAGUCCUGGCAUUGGGCAAAUCCCAUGACUUCACGGAUCUCAGUUUCUUCAUCUGUCAAAUGUGAUGGGAUUGGACAAGAGGGAUCCCUAAGGACUCUUCUAGCUUUGCCGGUCACAGCUCCUCUUCCUCUUCCUUUAGCUAGCGUUCCUUUCCACUUCCUUCUCUGGCUCAACUGUGGGCUCAUGCCAACAUCGUUCUUGGCCCUCUUCUUUUCUUUGUUGACAUCUGCCACCUGGCAUCUCAUCAUCCACUCUUGGGGCCGCAGGCUCAAUGUGCACAACUCCCAAAUCUCUGUCUCCAGCUCACAUGACUUUUCCGGCUUCCAGCAUCUUACUCCAGUUGUCUUUGACCAUACUGGAUGUGUCCCGACAGAACCUUCGGCUCGGCUUGUUGGACAGAUAGGUAGGACUUUGGAUGAUUUCCACCUGUGGAACUAGUUGAACCUAAAGGUCAGUCAUAGGGUGAGAGGCUGCAUGCUAUGGUCUGGGGCUCAUUGUACCUACUCACAAGGUUGUUGUGGGACUCAAAUGAGGUAGGGCAGGUAUAGUGCUGUAUACACAGUAGUUGUUACUCUGUCAGAGUCCCUCUAGCUUGGCAAGAUCUGCCAGGGCUGGAGUUCUGCUGCUCUGGUUUUUGAGAUCCCACACUGUAGUAGGUUAUUUGAAGGGGUCUUUUGCUCUUAAAAAAAGAAAACUAUGGGUAUAGAUUUAAGUGAAAGGCCAGGUGCUUAGCUUGAUCCAGGUCUUGAGGGAUAGGAAACACAAGUUCUCUGGCGCUUGAACCCAGGUUUCCUGUCCAAGGCUUUUGCUGCCAUCCUACCAUGUUCCUUUUCAAGGAAAGGCAAGCUUAUCCCAUUCUUAGAAUGCCAUUUCUCCCAGUGACAGUUAUGGAAUGAAUGGCCCUCUCCCCCCAGCCACCUCAGAGAACUGGUGUUGGCAGAGCCCACUUUCCCCUCACACACUUCCCAGCUUGUGCCCUCGCCAUUCCCAAAGAGCAUGAGUGGUUGCCAGGAUGGUUAGUUUGCGAUGGGCUUCUAGUUUCUUCUGUUGAGUCUUAGAGUUUGCAAAGAUUAAUUUGGCCAGAUCCUAGGUGAGGGGUUCUUAACCUUUAUGUGUCACGGACCUCUAGGGCAGUCUGGUGAAAGCUCCGGACUCCUCCAAAUCUUGUUUUUGAAUGGAUCACAUAAAGGACGUAGGAUUAUCAAGGACUCCGAUGAUAUUGUGAUCCAAUUAGCAAAAUGCUUUUUAAAAAAAAUAGGAAGAAAAGGGGGGGAGACCCAGGUUCCAACUCUAGGUUAAGAACCCCUGCCCCAGGUGAUCUCUAGGACCAGGCGAUGACUUUCAGGCCUAAUAGCUCACUCAUGAAUUCAUGCAGACCCCAGAAAUCACACUUGUGUCCUGGGCAUGGGUGCUGCAGACUUAGGUGGACAAAAGCAAUCUUAGAAUUGGAACCCAAGGCCCAGAAUGGCAGAAGGGGACAUUGUGGGAGCCCCACCUGAUCACCUCUGGGUACACCAGGAAGGUGUCUACCGGGAUGAAUACCAGCGAACAUGGAUUGCAUUUGUGGAAGAGGAGACCAGUUUCAUUAGGGCUCGAGUGCAGCAGGUACAGGUACCCCUAAGUGAUGCAGUCAGGCCCAGUCAUCUCCCUCCCUCCCAGCUCCCACUAAUGUGGCAGCUGUACCCUGAAGAGCACUACCUGGAUAACAACUCUAGGAUAUGGGAGAUAGAGCACCACUUAAUGGUCAGGGGAGUGGAGGAGCUGUUGCUUAAGCUCUUGCCUGACGAUUAAUCUGGUGCUGGGAUUCUAGGAAGAUAUGUCCAUUUGUUGUGUACAUUCUAUGGGAAUCACUUCACCCAGCACUGAAGUGUGCAUCUACCUUUGGGGGGAAAAGUGAAAACUGUUCAAGAACACAGCAUAACAGUUUAGGAAGGAAAGCGAAGAAUACUGUCAUACCGCAGGGGGAAUGUUAGGUAGAUACAAGGCCAGUCCAGAGGUGGGCAUUGAGUCAGGACACCUAGCUUAAAACCUCUGACUCUUGGAAAGUGCCAUGGAAUCUUUAAUGGACAUCGUCGGUCAGAACCUCCGUUUGACAUCCUCACACAAAAAGCAGCACCUCCAGAAAAGAUGCCCUGAUCACCAAGGACUUGUUUUAAUGGAUAUGUCCCAGAAGGAUCCCUGCCAGAAACAAGCCUGUGACAUUCAGAAAUGCUUGCAAGCUGAGCGAGCCCAUCUGGAAAGGAAGCUGGAAGUGCUCCAAGGGCGACAAUUCUUUCUCAUCAUUCUCCAGCAUCAUGUGGCAGCAGCCCGUAUCCUUCUGAGAAGACUCCAGGAGCUCCUGACUCCUUGCAGAGCUGGUGGUUUGUUCCCAGUUCCCAGCACAUCUCGGACUGCUGGAGUUCAGAAAAUUCCAGAAAGAUUCCACCAAGGGCGGACAUGGUGUUUCCGGGGCCAUGGACAGAAGCGUCCAAGCUCCCCAAGAGGUUGCUGGCCACAAAUGGAUGGACUGGAGAGAAAUAAAUACGGAAGCCCUUGAAGAAGUCGGGAGAGUGACUGCAAAGUCACCGAGGACAAAGACGAUGUCAACGGAGCUAAAGCUGAGACGAUGCCGAGGAGGUAGCUAGCGAUGGACUGCAGUUCUAGAACUUUGUUUCUACCUGUUGGGCGUUUGAUAUAACACUAAAUCUGCAGAUCGAUUUAGGUGAUAUCAUUUGCAUUCUAUCAGACAGUUCCAACCAUGAACAAUGAAUGUCUUUACAGUUGUUCCCCCCAGCCCCUGGACCCCCCACUGCUCGUGCCUUCCCUCUGAGAUGACCUCCAAUUUACCUUGUAUUAGCUUGUGUGUUGUCUCCCCAUUAGACUGUGAGCUUCUUGAGUGAGGGUAGGGACUCUGUUUUUGUCUUUCUUUGGGACCCCCCCCCAGCCCACCUCCCCAUGCUUAGUACAGUGCCUCAUCCAUAGUAAGUGCUUAAUAAAUGUUUGUUGAUCGAC